Molecule: messenger RNA, 8771 nt
Organism: Strigops habroptila (Kakapo)
Lineage: Eukaryota; Metazoa; Chordata; Aves; Psittaciformes; Psittacidae
Gene: ZNF608
Product: zinc finger protein 608
Exons: 9
Coding region: 1149-5663 (1504 amino acids)
Biological process (GO): regulation of transcription by RNA polymerase II
Cellular component (GO): nucleus
Source: RefSeq, a predicted model, not a curated record
CUAUUGUUGUUUAUUUUCAGAGGUAGUAAUUUGAAACUCUGUGUCUACGCUUUUUUUCUUUCUUUUUGUUACUACUAUUUUUCAAAGCGCCUGAUUGAGGCGAGUGGAGGGAACACGGGGACAGACAGCAAUCCCCCCACCCCCUUCCCGAAAUCGUAUCCCUGGGAAAAUACACUGCGUUAGAGAGCACGCUGUCCUUCCUCCACUCCCACAAAAUGUUUUGAUAACCGGUUUAUCAGAUCAGUGAUUCCCCCCCUCCCGCUCCUCCUCCUCUUCCUUGCUCCCCCCUCGCUUCUCCCUCCCUCCCCUCGUUUCCCCUCAAGUUACUUCAAGAAAUCAGAUCUGUCAGGACGGGCGAAAAAAAUGCCACUUCCCAACUAACAGGCGGAAUCCAGCCCAGAUUUUCAGUCCUUUCUUCUUCUUUUUUUCCUUCCUCCCUUUCACUAAUUUAUCCCGAUGUUAGCACAUUCUGUCUUGUAACACCCGGGCGCCUGUAGGUUUGGUUCAUGGGAUCAUUACUUACUGAUCAGGAUGGCUCCCAGGUCCGGGGCUGAAGACGGAGUGUGAAGUUGGGGAAACAAUUUUUUUUUUUUUUAAUUACUCUGAUGAUUAUUACUUCUUGGUGCUUAUUGAGGAAAAGCAAACAAACAAAAAUCUGGUCCUUGAUGCUUCAAUUCUGAAUGUGAAAUAUUACCUACCAGCUGGUAAAGUUGUGAGGUUCUGCAUUUUCUUUUUUUUUUUUUUUUUCUUGGUCUUUAAACAAGGAGGGAAAAAAAACUAAACAAAAAAAAAAGGACUUCUGAUCCGUGUGCCAAAGUAGGGGGAGAUAUGUUACUGACCGAUUUAUACUGGCUGAGAUGAUACUUGCGCUCUACUUCUUGAUCACUUGCUCUUUAAGUAAAAUGAGGCACAGAGUUGUUGCUGAGACGAGUGGGAACAGCAUUUUGAUUUGCUGGUUUAAUUAAAAAAUGAUAAAGGACUAAAGGACAAGGUAGACGUGGACUGCAGGUUGUGAAUGUAGACACACCUGGGGAGGAAGACAAGAAGAGUUGAACUUCAGAGAGCCAAGCGGAGAUAGAUAAACGAAUGUCCCCACAUCUCCAAAGGAAAGUUCAUCAGAUUUUGACUCUAGAGAUCUCAUCUUCAGGAUGUCAUUGAACACUUCUACUGCAGGAAAAGGUGUGGAUCCAAACGCAGUUGACACUUAUGACAGUGGCGAUGAUUGGGAAAUCGGUGUUGGGAAUUUAAUAAUCGAUUUGGACGCCGAUUUGGAGAAGGACAGACAGAAAUUUGAGAUGAAUAAUUCUAGUAAUACCACCAGCAGCAGCAACACCAGCUCCAAGGACUGUGGGGGUCUGGCUUCCAGUGGGGCUAAUGCUACCUCAGCCUUAGCUGAUGGCCUAAAAUUUGCUUCUGUUCAGCCCUCAGCUCCCCAGGGGAAUUCCUCUCACAAAGAGACUAGCAAAUCAAAAGUGAAAAGGAGUAAAACUUCUAAGGAUGCUAAUAAAUCUCUGCCUUCUGCUGCCUUGUAUGGGAUUCCUGAGAUCAGCAGUGCUAGCAAGAGGCAGGAAGUCCAAGGGCGCCCUGGAGAGGCAACUGGCAUGAAUUCAGCACUGGGUCAAAGCGUGAGCAGUAACCCAAACGGCAAUAAUACCACCACCAGCAACACCACCACCAUUGCCUCUUGUGGGAAAAACAAAGAGGAGAAACCAGGUAAAGCCCCAGGCAGCAGAGGCUCUAAGAGGGAUAAGGAUGCGGGAAAAUCCAGGAAGGACAAGCAGCAUGACCUGCAGCAGGGCCACCCCAACGGCAGUGGGGGUGGCAGCAGCCAGGCUCCCCAUGGGCACCUCUAUAGCUUUGGGGCCAAGGGAGGCGGUGGUGGAAGCAGCAGCCCCUUCCAAUGCACCUCCUCUGCCAUGGGGGAGGUGAGCAAAAGUACCCUGGAUUCAGGGCUAAUGGGGAACUCUAUUUUGGUAAAGAAGGAAGAGGAGGAGGAGGAGAGCCACAGGCGAAUCAAGAAACUGAAAACAGAAAAGGUUGAUCCCCUGUUUACAGUACCUGCACCUCCACCUCCGAUUUCCAGCAGUAUCACACCUCAGAUUCUGCCUUCCUACUUUUCCCCAUCUUCAUGCAAUAUUGCAGCACCAGUCGAGCAGCUUUUGGUACGGACUCGUUCAGUGGGUGUAAAUACUUGUGAGGUUGGAGUAGUAACAGAACCCGAAUGCCUUGGACCCUGUGAACCUGGGACCAGCGUGAACCUGGAAGGAAUUGUGUGGCAUGAAACUGAAGAAGGUGUCCUGGUGGUAAACGUUACAUGGAGGAACAAGACGUAUGUGGGAACACUGCUGGACUGCACAAAGCAUGACUGGGCCCCUCCUAGGUUCUGUGAGUCGCCAACAAGUGACCUAGAGAUGCGUGGAGGGCGUGGCAGGGGGAAGCGCGCAAGGUCCGCUGCAGCUGCAGCUGUACCUGGCAAUGAUGCCAGUUUUGCAGAGUCCAGAGGCCUUCAGAAUAAGAACCGCGGUGGUGCCAAUGGGAAGGGCAGGAGGGGCAGCCUUAACUCAAGCGGGCGCAGGACACCCCCGAACUGCUCCAUGGAUGAAGUCAAAGCUAGCCCCUCAGCCACCAGUAAGAGGAAAACUAAGCCUCCAAUGGAGCUAGAUUUGAACUCCAGUUCUGAGGACAAUAAAUCUGGAAAACGUGUUCGUACUAACUCUAGAAGCACUCCCACCACCCCACAGGGGAAACCUGAGACUACUUUUCUGGACCAAGGCUGCUCUUCUCCAGUGCUGAUUGACUGUCCUCACCCCAACUGCAACAAAAAGUACAAGCACAUUAAUGGACUACGAUACCAUCAGGCUCACGCACAUUUAGACCCAGAAAACAAACUGGAGUUUGAGCCUGACAGUGAAGACAAAAUUUCAGACUGCGAGGAAGCACUGACUAAUGUGGCCCUAGAAUGCAGUGAGCCAAGCACAAAUUUGCCAGGCUUUGAUCCACUGAAAGCACCGACAUCUCCUUCCUCCAUCACUACCCCAGGGACCCCCAAGGGAAAAAGGGAACUGACCGGCAAUGGCCCUGGUUCAGUUAUCAGUUCCAAAACUGGCAAGAAUUCUGGCAAAAAGAAAGGUCUUAACAGUGAACUGAACAGCCUUCCGGUAAUUUCUAAUAUGGCAGCCACACUGGAUAAUUGCUCGGUAGUUGAUGGAAGCUUGCAAACUGAAAUGCCAAAACUGGAGGCUGAAGGGUUAAUUGACAAGAAGAGUUUGGGUGAUAAAGGCAAGAAAGCAAACAAUUGCAAAGUGGAUAAAAACCUUUCCAAACUGAAAACAGCCAGGCCUAUUGCCCCAGCGCCAGCACCGACUCCUCCUCAAUUGAUAGCUAUACCUACUACAGCCUUUACAACCACCACCACGGGGACAAUACCGGGACUGCCCUCUCUUACAACUACUAUUGUGCAGCCUACACCAAAGAGCCCUCCGCUAAAACCUAUUCAACCAAAGCCCACAAUUAUGGGAGAGCCAAGCACUGUAAACCCAGCUCUCACAUCACUCAAAGACAAAAAGAAAAAGGAGAAGCGAAAGCUGAAGGACAAAGAAAGCAAAGAGAUGGGAAGCCCCAAGAUGGAUUCUAAGCUGGGAAAGCUGGAGGAUUCAAAAGGGUCUGGGAAAGACUUAACUGGACAUUUUUUAAAGGACCAUCUCAACAAGAAUGAAGUGCUACCUAAUGGACUGUCAGAGUCUCAAGAGAGCAGGAUGGCAAGUAUCAAGGCUGAAGCUGAUAAGGUUUACACGUUCACAGACAAUGCGCCCAGCCCUUCCAUAGGGAGUGCCUCCAGGAUGGAAUGCAGCACUUUGGUGAAUGGACAAUCUGCCAUGGCGCCACUGCACGUGUUAACACAAAACGGUGCAGAUAGCACUGCCACUAAAACCAACAGCCCCGCUUACUCAGAUAUUUCUGAUGCAGCUGAUGAUGGUGGCUCUGACAGCAGGUCAGAGGGCAUGAGGUCAAAGGCCAGCUCUCCGUCGGAUAUUAUUUCUAAUAAGGAUGGUGUUGUAAAAGGACAUUCUUCAACCACAGCACAACCGGCUCAAGCAAAAGAGUCCCAUUCUCCCUAUUACCAUGGCUACGAUCCGUAUUAUUCCCCAAGUUACAUGCACUCUGGACAGGUCAAUGCCCAGGCAGCUGGGAACAGCAGUACCCCACAGGGACUGAAAAUCAAAAAGGAGGCUGAGGAAGAGGCUGAAAAGAAAGAGAAGGCAGAACUGUCAGAUGCCAAGAAAAGCGAAAGCACUUCCUCUAAUUUGCAGCCACAACAUCAGUCAGUGAUAACUCAAAGACACCCUGCACUUGCUCAGUCACUUUAUUAUGGACAGUAUGCCUAUGGGCUCUAUAUGGACCAAAAGUCCUUAAUGGCCUCUAACCCUGCUUACAGGCAGCAGUACGAAAAAUACUAUGAGGACCAGAGACUAGCAGAACAGAAAAUGGCGCAAACUGGGAGGGACUGUGAAAGAAAGAAUGAUCCCACUUUGAAGGAGAUUGGGAAGGAUGACAACAAGCAGAAGAAUAUUCCAUCUGCCACUAUUUCAAAGGCCCCUUCAACUCCAGAGUCCAGCAAAAAUAACACUAAAAUAGGGUCAUCAGUACCUAACAAAGGUGAGGAGACAAGUAAAUCACAGAUCCUUUCCAAUCACCAGCAGCAGCUUCAAGCUGACAGCUUCAAAGCCAAACAAAUGGAAAACCACCAGCUUAUAAAGGAGGCUGUGGAGAUGAAAUCUGUUAUGGACUCCAUGAAGCAAACGGGAGUAGAUCCAACUACAAGAUUUAAACAGGAUCCAGAUUCACGAACAUGGCAUCAUUAUGUCUAUCAGCCCAAAUACCUUGAUCAGCAAAAAUCUGAAGAACUUGAUCGUGAAAAAAAGUUAAAAGAAGACAGCCCUAGAAAAACACCUAACAAGGAAAGUUCCCUGCCUAACCUUCCUGUCUCAUUAGCAAGCAUUAAAGAGGAGCCUAAAGAGGUCAAGCGUUCUGAUUCUCAAUCAGUGGAUGAGAGCAAGAUAAAAAACGAUGAUCGAAAGACUCCUGUAAAUUGGAAGGACUCUCGGGGUGCUAGAGUAGCAGUUUCCUCCCCAAUGAGUCAGCAUCAGUCCUAUAUCCAGUACUUGCAUGCUUAUCCUUAUCCACAGAUGUACGAUCCCAACCAUCCAGCCUACCGCGCAGUCUCUCCUGUCCUAAUGCACAGCUAUCCUGGGGCCUAUCUCUCUCCAGGAUUUCAUUAUCCAGUUUAUGGGAAGAUGUCAGGGAGAGAAGAGGUGGAGAAAGUCAAUACCAGUCCAAGCAUCAAUGCAAAAUCAACCACUGAGUCCAAAGCACUGGAUUUGCUCCAGCAGCAUGCCAACCAAUAUCGCAGCAAGUCCCCUGUUCCUGUGGAAAAAUCAGCAGCUGAGCGUGAACGGGAAGCAGAAAGGGAACGAGACCGUCAUUCUCCUUUUAGCCAGCGGCAUCUCCAUACGCACCAUCACACACAUGUUGGAAUGGGUUACCCCCUUAUACCUGGACAGUAUGACCCAUUUCAAGGAUUGACCUCUGCUGCCCUCGUUGCCACUCAACAGGUGGCUGCGCAGGCAUCUGCAUCCGGUAUGUUUCCUGCACAAAGAAGGUAAAUAGCCAGUAAAUCUCACAUUAUAUAUCUUUGCCAGAUAUAGAAAGGAAGAAGCAAAUCAUAAAUUUUGUAGCCUGAUAGUCUGCAGUAUAACACAGUUUUUAAAGGUGAAGAAAAACCUGGGACUUUGAAUUAAUUGUAGUUCUAUUUUCUUUAAGGUGAACACUUUGUCCUUAGUUGUAGCCUUUAACUGUGAUGUAGAUCAUUAACAAGGAACAAGUAGUCUGUCUUCUGAGAUUUUCCACAGACUAUGUUUUAAGGAUUGGUAUUAACAUAAAACAAAUUAUUAUGAAAUAUAAUUUAAAAUGCAAAUUUUUUAUUAGAGGGGUUUAAAGUUCAUGUUCAGUUAGAUCCAUGUACUACCAGGAAAACUUACAAUUUUAUCUAUCCUGCAAGUCUGCCUGGUUUGCUGAUUUUGCUUUCAGAGAAGUUUGCUUGGGAGUCCAUUAGAGGUGACAUCAUAUUUAAGUUACAUGCCCAUUCCACACAUUUGCCUUUAAGUUAUUUACUAGGUUUUCAGUAGAAUUUACUAUUCCAACCAACCAUCUUCAAGAGCAAACAGACUCUUCUGUAUUAUAAUGAUCCCAUAUUGAGUGAAAAGGCCAAGGUAUCCUUAACAUAGGGCUUCUUUCAUCACUGCCAUGUUAAGCCUGAGCCUAGUAUAUUUCAUGGUUAUGACUGUCUUUCUGAAAGCUGACUCUGAAAACAAGCGAGUGUGUGAGGCUUGUAGCUAGAAUUAUUUGAGUGAGAAAGGUUUGCAGCCCUGGGAGAGCUGAUGGUGUCAGAACUCAGAAGAUAAAUUCUGGCACAAGUUACUCGUUAGUAUGUUGUUCCUGGCAGGGGAGGGAUGAGGACAUGGCUUGCUGCCUUUCCUUCUUGGGAUUGAGAGUACUGUACAGAUUUCAUUUUGUGAUGUAUCCAAGGCACAGAAAAAAAACUAGGAGGAAUGGAUACUGCAUACUAAAACAUUCUUUUUUCUCUUUUCAGAGAAUGAUGAGUUUGGAAAUGUACAUUGUCAUGUGACUGGAUCACAUGAGGAAGCGCUUUAUUACAGACAUCAGUUCCAUGGUGUUAAUUUGAAAUGCCUUAAUGGCAGGCAAAAACCAGUCAUUUCAUUUUUGUAAAUUGCAGAUUUUAUCACAGAGUAACAAAUGUUGCUGUAAUUAGACUUCUGUUUAUAUAUAUAUAUAUAUGCGUAUAUAUAUAUACAUAUACAUAUAUAUAUAAAAAUAUAUAUAUUCUUUACUUUUUUUGUAUCAGUACCAAGGCUCGCACACAGGGUCUGCUGCUAAGUUGCGAACCACACAGUAAAAGGAGAUAUGUAUUUGUCAUGUUUAGAAAGCGUUAACCACAAAAGGCUGUUCGUUUCUUUUCUUCUUCCUUCUUUUUUUUCUCUCUUUUUUUUUUUUUCUUUUUUCCUUUUCUUUCCAAUUGUAAAUAAAUAAUGUUAUGUAUCAGUGUGCCUGAACCUUGCAUACCCUUCUGGUAUUUCCCACAAGCUCUCAGAGAGGCUAACUGUGAUGACACUUUGGUACAAUGUAGAUGUCUAUUUGGUGGCUCCUAUUAAGAUGCAUCAGUGUAAAAUGUUAUAUUCACUGUUUCAUUGUAAUUGUGUAUUGUGAAAAAUAUACCUUUGGAAGGCAUGGGGAUUCUAGUACCACAAAAACUGUGUUGUAUAUAAUGUAUAGAUUUUAAAUGGAGAUAAUGAGCAUCUGUGAAUAAUGAAAUGUCUUUUUUGAUAAUCUUGAAUGGUGGAUAACCUAAUAGCCUGCAUACCAGAAGACACCUGUGAUUGUUCUAUUACUUGAAUAGUCCUGCAGUCUUUUUUUUAAUGUUUACAAUUACCCAGUUUUAGAAGAGAGACUUUAAUGCCAUUGCCUGGUUACUUGUUUUAUGCUGUAAUCUAGUUUAUUUUAUGUAAAGCAUAUAUUGGAUGCUUUCAUUUUUAUACCUGCCUUAAACAAUUUGGCAAUCAGAAUAAAUAAAAAAGAGGUUGGUUUUAUACUUUAGUGGUGCCUAUGGCCCACUUCAAAAGAUGUAUCAGAGGCGAGGACAGCAGAGGCUGCAGCUGCCACACAGGUACUAGUGUGUGUGUGCCCUGAGGCCCUCCCUGGGGCUCACUUACCGGUGUGUACCUGCAGCCAUCCCUGCCUCCCCACCCGGGCUGGCCUCUACCAGUGGGCACUGUGGGGCCCAACCCAGAUGGCAAUGGGCCUCUUUCAGUUGACCCUGACAGGCUCAAAUAAGGCCCAUUGUAACACCUUGGAUGCUAUUAGUGGAACUUACUUUAAUGACUGGUUUAGAGCAGCUCUGUGUGCUGUAAAUUAUAGACAAAUUUUUUCCUAUUAUAUCUGUAUUAUCCCACCUCCAAAAUGAAUAGAUGCCUAAACCAGAGGACCUGACAAUUAAAAAAAAAAAGUCCUUUGCUGCGCUUAACCUGCAUUACCCCAAAGUACAUACUUUAUGUGGCUAUACUACCUGUUUUGUUACAGUGCGGUUAACACAGUUCACAGUAAUAUGAAAUCACUAAUCAUGAUUAGGAAAAAAAAAAAAUCAAAUUUGCUGGUCAGGUUUCCAAGGCUUUAACUUUUAUCCUUUCUUUCUUAUCCCUGUUAUACUGAUUGUCAAAACUGUUUUUUAAAGUUUUACUGUUUUGCUUGGGUUUGUGUUUGUUUUUUUGACAGGGUGAAUUACUGCAAGUUAAAGCUUGUUCUUGAAGUUGGUUCCAUUUCUUCUACCUUGUGAAUACAUAAUACAGAAGGAUGAAUUAAAGAUUCCCAACAGACAAGCACACUUGGACUUUUUAUAUUAGUAUGAUGAAUCUGCCAUUAAUAUUGCUAUAAUUGUUUUAUUUUUAUAGGCAUAAAAUCAGUUCCCUUAGUGACUAGUUAUAAGGUUUAUUGAUUUUUACUACACAUCAUUCAUCUGUAGCUUAUUCUUAUUGUCUUGUUCUGAACACAUUCAGAAGUCUCACAGUGGUGGCAUACGGCAAAUUAGCCUCAUAAAAAAUGGGAACGAAGGGGUGUUUUCUUUCAAAAGGGGAUAUUGUGAAUGCAGGGCUCUUGAAAUAAUAAAUGCCUUAUUACUUCUAUAGUAAAGGCUCAGAUGA